Messenger RNA from Cadophora gregata, 639 nucleotides. RefSeq lists its product as uncharacterized. Lineage: Eukaryota; Fungi; Ascomycota; Leotiomycetes; Helotiales; Ploettnerulaceae. The transcript has 2 exons. The record is from RefSeq and is a predicted model, not a curated record. Bases 1 to 639 code for a protein of 212 amino acids.
AUGCCCUCAUCAGGGGUUACAAUAGCAUCUACCAACAGGCCCCCAGACUGUCCCCAUCAGAUUAUCAUGACUUCAUUGGAUACUGCCUUGCCUGGCAUAGAUGUAGAGCAGCAUCAUACGCACGAAGAAGUGCAUUAUUUUCCAGCGAUCGAAAGGGUAACAGAUCAGAAAGGUAUCAUGGAUAGCGAAGCAAAGGAGCAUUCAUCCUUCCAUGAGGGACUGAAGUCUUUCAAAAACUACCUCACGUCACUCAAAAUGCCCACUGAUUUCAGACCAAUCAAGCUCCUCUCGAUCAUGGACACAUUCUCGCAACCCCUCUACUCGCAUCUCGCCUCAGAGCCUCAAGCCAUCCUUGCACUCUCCCGCUUUGCUUCUCCUGAGCGACAAUUCGAUCUCUUGAAGAUCGAGCAUGAAGAAGGGAAGAAAGCUGUGACUCUUGACUUUGCAUUCAAUGUCUUACCUAUUUUCAUGAAUAACAUGGAAACAGUGGAAUUCGAAGGAGGAAUGUGGAGGAAUCAUCCUGAAAUACCAUCCAUUGUGAGGUGGAUUAUGAAGGUGUUGAUUCCGCUUUGGAAUGGGCGACAGUGGAGGUUUUUGGCUUGUGAUAGUCAGGGAAGGAGGAAAUAUUUGGUUGCUUGA